CGGAAGUCGGGGGUGGGGGGAAGUGUGUGUCUCCUUUCAGGAGCCCACUAGCCAAGCAGCUGAGAUGGAGGCCUCUGACGGGCUAGGGGGCGAAGGGGACAAGGCACUAGAGAAGGUGACAGAGGCGCCCUGCCUGGAGAGAAGCUCUAGCACCAUCCCCGCUGGAGAUUCACUUGUCCGCCACGCAGAGGGCCUGGGACAGGACACCUUCAAAAUUUGUAAAGAAUACUUGAGACCUCUAAAGAAGUUUCUUCGAAAGUUGCACUUACCCCGGGACCUACCCCAAAAGAAGAAACUUAAAUACAUGAAGAGGAGCCUGAUGGUUUUAGGGGACCACAUCAAUACCUUCCUGCAGCAUUAUUGCCGAGCUUGGGAAAUCAAGCAUUGGAGGAAGAUGCUCUGGCGUUUCAUCUCCCUCUUCUCAGAGCUGGAUGCCAAACUACUGCGCCGACUGUACAAGUACAGCAAGAGUGACCAGAAUGCCAAGUUCCUGGUGGCAUUCCGGCCCUUGGACACCUCAGAGACAGCCACCCCCCCUACCGAGCAAAGCAACAGCCUGCCCAAGCUCUAUAAUGCCUGGGGCCUCCAUCGAGACUCCAGCUGUACAAAAGAAAAGCUCAACAAAAUGCAGGUCCAUGCCCCAGAAGCCUCCCUUUCUGGGGAGCAGAAACAUGGCGGCCAGGUCAAAAGAGACUCUAUAAAGAAACCUUCCCAUAAACCAAAACUGAAGAGAAAGAGAAUGAAGGAAGCCCUCAGAACCCCUGAGAGCCACUCAUAGGAGGACCCACCUAGGACAGUGAACCCAGCUUCCCCAUUGUCCUGAAAUCACUCUGCUUCCUUCAACACCUAAAACCCCAUUCUACCCUAGAAUCUUCCUCUUUAUUCCAAGGCUUUUGGUUUGGGGGAGAAGAGAGGGUGAGGAGAUAUGAGGGAGGGAGGGAAGACAAAAUUAUCUUUAUUCACAGAUCAUUGGGGAUGGCAAUUAGUAGUAGAUAGGGAGGGAAAUAAACAUACUAAAAUUCA
Messenger RNA from Antechinus flavipes (yellow-footed antechinus), 1023 nucleotides. RefSeq names its product CHD1 helical C-terminal domain containing 1 (gene CHCT1). Lineage: Eukaryota; Metazoa; Chordata; Mammalia; Dasyuromorphia; Dasyuridae. Bases 65 to 778 code for a protein of 237 amino acids. The transcript is spliced from 6 exons. The record is from RefSeq and is a predicted model, not a curated record.